CGAUACAUCGAUGCAACAAAUUGGUUGGCCAAUGACUAUGUUCAACUUUUAUACGAAGCAGUUUUAUAAAAAAAACUUUUUUGAAGCUUAAUCUAGUUUAUUUAAAAACAAAAACCUUCAAAUUUUAAAAGCUUUAAAUUUUAAGCCUAUUAGUCAGAUUGGAAAACUUUUUUGACACCAAAAAAGUUUAUUUUUUAUCUAUUAGAAACAAAAUUUGUUUCAUUUACAACUGGUAAACAACAACUAAAAUAACUGUUAAACGUCGCCAGGGACAGGAAUAAUAUCUUCUGCUCAAUCUUAAAGUAUUGCACAAAUUGGUUCAUUUUUAAUUAUGGAGUCAACAACCGUAGUUUCCAACGCUCCAACAGCCGCCGCGAACACUAAGCGCAGCACCCAGCAGGGUCGGAAAAAGUCUGGACCUAAAUUUGAAUUAUCAGAAGCACAAAAAUCUGAUAUUAAGGAAGCUUUUGAUUUGUUUGAUAAUGAGUGCUCCGGAUUUAUAGAGGUAAAGGAGCUGAAGGUCGCUAUACGGGCACUAGGAUUUGAGCCUAAAAAAGAGGAAAUUAAGCGUAUGAUUGCUGAAAUAGAUAAGGAUGGGAGUGGACGUCUAACCUUUAAUGAUUUCCUGCACUUAAUGACCGUAAAAAUGGCUGAAAAGGACACAAAAGAAGAGAUUUUAAAAGCGUUUCGGUUAUUUGAUGACGACGAGACUGGAAAGAUUUCAUUUAAAAACCUUAAGCGGGUGGCACGCGAACUUGGUGAAACUUUGUCUGAUGAGGAGUUGCGAGAAAUGAUUGACGAAGCUGACCUGGAUAACGACGGCGAAGUAAACCAGGAAGAAUUUUUGCGUAUUAUGAAAAAGACUAGUUUGUAUUAAAAAAUUUCGAUUUCCGCAUAUGGAUGUAUUUAUUUUGCGUUUGUAACGUUGUUGUUUUUGGCUUAGGUUUUUAUUUAUUAUCCAUUCCUAAGAAGACUAUUGUUUAGCCUGUAAUGAAAUAAAAUAAAUAUAUGUUUAA
This is a messenger RNA of Drosophila bipectinata, 1016 nucleotides long. RefSeq lists its product as uncharacterized. The record is from RefSeq and is a predicted model, not a curated record. Gene Ontology annotation, cellular component: centrosome; centriole. Gene Ontology annotation, molecular function: calcium ion binding. NCBI's taxonomy places the organism in Eukaryota, Metazoa, Arthropoda, Insecta, Diptera, Drosophilidae. Gene Ontology annotation, biological process: mitotic cell cycle; centriole replication.